CGCCAAAAUUAAGAAAAAAUUUCCCUUAUCUCGUUUGGACGGAUUUCAUGUCUGCGUUACUAUAAAUUCAAUUAUCAGUCGCCAAAAUACAUCAUCCAAUAGCAUCUUCGCUAUUUCUCUUUAUCUUUCUCGGAUAUUCUCUCCAUCUUCUUGCCUAAUAAACUUAAAAGGAGCUUCAGUUUUAUCUCAUCUUACCCAAAAGAAAAAAAAUGUCUAAGGAUCUGAUGCGCGCCAUUCAAUAUAGUAAAUAUGGCGGAGGAGCUGCUGCUUUGAAGCAUGUUGAAGUACCGAUUCCCACUCCAAAGAAAGAUGAAGUUUUGAUAAAAGUAGAGGCAGCUGGUAUAAAUCCAAUUGACUGGAAAAUACAGAAAGGGAUAGCGCGGCCAUUUUUACCUCGCAAAUUCCCCUUCAUACCUGGUACCGAUGUGGCAGGAGAAAUCAUAAAGGUUGGACCAGGAGUCAAGAAUUUCAAAGUUGGGGAUAAAGUUGUGGCUGUACUUGGUAAUGGAGGUGGACUAGCUGAAUUUGCUGUGGCUAAGGAGGGUUCGACAGUUGCAAGGCCUUCAGAGGUAUCAGCUGUUGAAGCUGCAGCUUUGCCUAUUGCUGGCCUUGCAGCUCACCAAUCACUCACCAAGGCUGCUGGGGUCAAGCUUGAUGGAAGCGGCCAGCAAGUAAACAUCCUGAUAACUGCCGCUUCAGGUGGUGUAGGUCAAUAUGCAGUUCAACUCGCAAAGCUUGGAAACACACAUGUGACAGCCACUUGUGGGGCUCGUAACAUUGAUUUAGUCAAGAGCCUGGGAGCUGAUGAGGUUCUUGACUACAAGACUCCUGAUGGAGCGGCUCUGAAGAGCCCUUCUGGUCUCAAAUAUGAUGUAGUGAUCCAUUGUACAACAGGCAUUCCUUGGUCUACCUUUGAGCCCAAUUUGAGUUCAAAUGGGAAGGUAGUAGAUACUACUCCUGGUGUUAGUACUUUGAUGAGUGUUGCUGUGAAAAAGCUUACAUGCUCCAAGAAGCAGUUGAUACCAGUUUUUACGGACCCUAAGAAAGAGAACCUUGAGUAUCUUGUUAAGUUGGUGCAAGAAGAAAAGCUGAAGCCAGUAAUUGAUUCAAAGCAUCCUCUAAGUAAGGCGGAAGACGCUUGGGCCAAGAGCAUCGAUGGCCAUGCCACUGGGAAGAUUAUUGUGGAGCCCUAGUUUUAUACAAUUCAGUGAGUGGGGUCGCUUAUGAGCCAUGUGUAUAUUCACGAGUAGUCAGUAUUUUGAACAAUGCAAAUGUUGAUGUGAGUUUGUCUUGUCUUUUGCUGUUAAUUUAAAGAAUGAUGUGUGGAGGUCAUGUUGCUGAGCGCUGUAUUUUGUUAUUGAAUAUAAAAUUUUUUGUUUAAUGUGUUCGAAUUACAGAUGAUGCUAUGGAUAUUUAGGAUUUGUGAAUUUUGUUUUUGGAAAUAAUAGUGUUUAUGAAAUGUAUGCUUAAUAUUA
Durio zibethinus is the source of this 1475-nucleotide messenger RNA. Its product is annotated as chloroplast envelope quinone oxidoreductase homolog. The record is from RefSeq and is a predicted model, not a curated record. Lineage: Eukaryota; Viridiplantae; Streptophyta; Magnoliopsida; Malvales; Malvaceae. Gene Ontology annotation, molecular function: oxidoreductase activity.